ACGAGCGGGCGGCACUCCUCUCCCUCCCUCACUCACUAAGCCAAAGCUGACAGCAGCAUACAAGCACCAGCAGAGCUCUUGCCGAUGGCGGUGGCCAAGCCCCCGCUUCAGACGGCCGCGGUCCUCCUCCUCCUCCUCCUGGUCGUCGCGGCCGCGUCGUGGCUCCAGACCGUCGACGCCGCUUCAGGGUUCUGCUCGAGCAAGUGCAGCGUCCGGUGCGGGCGGGCGGCGAGCGCGCGGGCGCGGGGCGCGUGCAUGAGGUCCUGCGGCCUCUGCUGCGAGGAGUGCAACUGCGUGCCCACGCGGCCGCCGCGCGACGUCAACGAGUGCCCCUGCUACCGCGACAUGCUCACCGCCGGCCCCAGGAAGAGGCCCAAGUGCCCCUGAGGCCGGCUCACACACGGCGCAACCCAAGACACGUGCUCCAUGGGACUGCCACUGCUUUGCCUGCAACUGCGAUCCGAUCCAUGCUGAUGGGCCAGGCAACCUGUUAUGCUAUCCCUACCCUACUACUACGUAUUUGUGUACGUACGUAUCUUUGUAUGCAUCGCGCGUCCGUGUGAUCUAUAAUAUAUAAUCUGCUACCAGGUCCCGUCAGAUGUACUGUUAGUGAUAAGCUGAGCGACUAGAGAGGUACUGAAUCCUCAGUAGUUGGUAGAACGGGCUGUUCCUCGGGACAGUGUGUGUCAUGGUUAGGCUGCCUGUACUAAUUAAUGUACAUGAACUAUUGUGCUAUAUAUAUAUAUUGUCAUAAACGCAUUACGCAUGUAUGUAAAAUACCAAUUUUUUU
Molecule: messenger RNA, 790 nt
Organism: Zea mays
Lineage: Eukaryota; Viridiplantae; Streptophyta; Magnoliopsida; Poales; Poaceae
Source: RefSeq, marked provisional